This is a messenger RNA of Heteronotia binoei (common prickly gecko), 2759 nucleotides long. RefSeq names its product thymidine kinase 2 (gene TK2). The transcript has 10 exons. Gene Ontology annotation, molecular function: deoxynucleoside kinase activity. The record is from RefSeq and is a predicted model, not a curated record. The coding region runs from base 142 to 999 and encodes 285 amino acids. Gene Ontology annotation, cellular component: mitochondrion; cytoplasm. Lineage: Eukaryota; Metazoa; Chordata; Lepidosauria; Squamata; Gekkonidae.
UUGCCGGUGCGGGGCGCUCAGCUUUACACACAGGAAGCAAAACAUUUGCUGCUCCAGAAGGAAGGAAGCGAGGAAGCUCCGGCAGCGUCGCUCGCUUGGUUUUGCACACUAGCAGCAAUUGCUUUAUGCAGGACAUGGGCCAUGCGGCCGUGGCAACCGCUCUUCGUCCGGCUCUUGCUAGGCUCCCGAAGCAUCCGAGGGGCUCAGCCUGCUUUCGGUUUCGAUAGCUGGAAGGCCAGGCCGAGGACUUCUCCGCAGACAAAGAAGCCCGGCCGAUGCAGGCCUGAUUCCCAUGAGGACGUCGCCGCUUAUAUGUCUGAUAAACACCUGGCAAAUGGAAAAGAGAAAAAGACGUUUAUCUGCAUUGAAGGGAACAUUGCAAGUGGAAAAACAACAUGCCUGGAUUAUUUUGCCAACAAUUCUGACAUUGAGGUGUUGACUGAACCAGUGUCUAAAUGGAGGAAUGUUCGUGGGCAUAACCCUCUGGGCUUAAUGUACCAAGAUGCCUCACGGUGGGGCUUAACAUUACAGACUUACGUGCAGCUUACCAUGUUGGACCAGCACACAAGGCCAAUGACUUCUCCCAUAAGAAUGAUGGAGAGAUCAAUCCACAGCGCAAAGUACAUCUUUGUAGAAAACCUGUAUCGGAGUGGGAAAAUGCCAGAAGUGGAUUAUGCAGUACUGACAGAAUGGUUUGAGUGGAUCAUCAAGAAUUUGGAUGUUUCAAUGGAUUUAAUAGUUUAUCUGCAGACCUCUCCUGAGACAUGUUACGAAAGGCUGAAAAGGAGAUGCAGAGAAGAGGAAAAGGUCAUUCCGGUGCAAUAUUUGGAAGCUAUUCAUCAACUCUAUGAGGAGUGGCUCAUUAAGCAAACACGGUUUAAAGUUCCUUGUCCUGUGCUCGUGCUUCAGGCUGACCAAGACACGCAGGCUAUGAUUGAGAAAUACGAAAAAAACCGGGACCGAAUCUUAACCUCCUGUGACAUGCGGCAGUGCUUAUAGAAACGUGUACAUGUUAUUGUGUGGUUUGUUUGCAGAACCCAGUCCUAAGGUCGUAGCUGUUACUUUUUUUUUUUAGUUUCAAAUCAUAAUAUAUUUAUUGCAAACAUAUGGGGGUACUGUUAAGGAGUACCAGAUCAGACAGACCAGAGAGGAUUCUGCGUGAGCUAUAGAAGAAAGUUGUUUUUGAAGCAGAGACUGCUGGAGCUCUGUUCCUGGUUCAUCUGAGCAAGGAGGUGCUGUGUCAGGAGGCAGAUAAUCCUUCCCUCUCCACUGCCAGCUGCUUUGCCACGUGUUGAAGAAUCCUCUCCCGUUUUACAAAGUGCUGCUGCUCGCAGUCUUGAGUGCACUGUCAUUGCUGUUGCUAUUGGCACCUCUGAUUCUGUUAUAUCCCGCUAAGGAGAAAACACAAGUGUUCUUUUUCUGGGGAGAGUAAUCACCAUAACACAUUGGAUUUGGCAUAAAUUCCUGCUUUUGCACUAUUGAAAGAUAGCACAGAAUAUAGAACAAUAUAUAUAUAUCAAGUAGCCUGUGUUAAUGCAGAAAAGGAAUUCUGUACCCAUAGCUGUUAACAGAGCUAUGUGGUAAACUCUGCAUAUAUGACGGGACUUCUGUCACCUCCUCCUAAUAGUCCUCUCUGUUUACCUCUUCUCUGGUGGGGUUUUUGCAACAUGAAGGAGCUUCAGUGAGGUGCUGUUGGAGGAGAUGCCCCGAGACCAUUAAGUGCAAGACCUUUGAAAUGUAUCUGGAAUGCAACCUGGAAUCAGAAAAGGAACUGUUCCUGUUGUCCUGGAUCCUAGAGUUUCCCUUCCUUGCUGGAAGAAUUCCCCACUUUGAGUCCCCGUGUGGCCUUUGAUAACUCUUCCAAGCAAUUUGAGGUAUAAGCGUGAAGAAUUUCCCGAGGGAAAACGAAGCCUGCUUGGCAGUCAGAUACUUCUGUCUCCUCUCUUCUGAGGUCUAUUUCAGACAUUUCUUCCACUCAUUCCCCGAACUGUUUCAUGGACUUGGAGCAGUUGAAAGAACAGAUCUGAAGGUCACUCAGUUGGGUGACAUCUUUGGAGGGAAAUCAGGUGAACACGUUGAAGGUCUGUUGCACUCUUCAGCCUUGACUCAGAUCCAGGGCUUUUUUUGUAGCAGGAACUCCUUUGCCUAUUAGGCCACACUUCCCUGAUGUAGCCAAUCCUCCUGGAGUUUACAGUGGGCCCUGUACUAAGAGCCCUGUAAGCUGUAGGAGGAUUGGCUACAUCAGGGGUGCGUGGCCUAAUAUGCAAAGGAGUUCCUGCUACAAAAAAGCCCUGUGAAUAAUGAUUAUGACAGCUGCAAUAUAUAGCAGGUAUUUUUAUGUGUAGUGUACUAUUGACCUUGAAUGAGAGACUAGAAACUUUAAAAAAUUCCCCUUCAAUUUUUGUUAUAUUCUGAUGACAUAUUAUCUCUAAUGUGCUGCUGUUACUUCGCUAUUUCAUGGAUAGUUUUGAGAGAUUCUUUCUGAAAUACAUGUAUGUUCAAAAUCUUAUUUGCCCUUAAUCCAGAAAGAGACAAAAGUACAUGUUUUUAAAAGGGUUGAAAACUACCUGUGUACGAAUAGGCAAAUGGUAUUGUGUUUUUAUUCAAAAUUGUCUGCAGUUCUCUUGUCACACAGGCAUUUAGAAAUUACACAAAACCUGAAAGAAAAUAAAUGUACCCUUUUAGCGGUUCCCCAGUUUACCAGAAUGGAAUUCCAUCCUGUACCCUGGAGUUCCAUAAUGGGGGUUGUCUUAACUUUG